AUGCCGCGUUCGCUGGACGAAGACCCGCUAACUUUGGCAAUAGCACCUCCUCCCGACGAGACAUAUGAGCAGCGUGUGAUAAGAGAGGCUGCUGAGGCAGAGGCGAAGAGAAUCAGCGAUGAGAUCGACGAACAAAUACGAAAGGAGCGGGAGGCAGAGAAAAAGAAGAAAAAACCCGUCAAGCUGUUGUUGCUCGGACAAAGCGAGAGCGGCAAAACUGCCACACUCAAAAAUUUUCAACUCACAUACGCUCGAAAAGAGUGGUAUGAGGAACGGGCGGCUUGGAGAGCUGUUAUUUUUCUCAAUCUUGUCCGGAAUGUGAACGUUAUCAUGGGCCACCUGUCAAGCGAGAUGGACGACCUGCCAUACUUUCCUGAUGACUCUUCUGAGGAUAUCACCAUGGUUCCACGUCCACCUCGUGCGUUGGCUCGUCUGAAGUUCACGGAGAAGCACAAGAGAUUCAGGGUACGGUUGGAGCGGUUGAUCAGUGUGCAGCAUGUGUUGGAGAGUAGGUUAGGUGCCGCCAGUCUCGAGUUGAAAUCUGCUUCCGUCAACUCCGCUGCACCCUUUGAGCCACCGGCACCAUCAAACCGACGAGCUCUUCAGGAAUUCUCUAUCAACUCUUCUAACGGAUGGAAAUCUGCCUUGGACCGGUUCAGAACACUACGACAUACACCCUCACGGCAAGAAAACGGCAGUGGGAGCGGCAACGGAAAUGGGAAUGGAAACGGAACUGGCAGCAGCAAUGGCAACUCUAGUCCUGUCAGCACUACCUCUAAGCACAACGGGAAACCUAAGAACGAAGAGGAGGACAUCGUCGAUAUCAUUGCUUCAUGUCGUGACGAUAUCAAGGCUCUCUGGGAUGAUGACAUCGUGAGAGAGACGCUCAGCAGACGCAAGGUCCGCUUGGAGGAUGCUCCUGGCUUUUUUAUCACGGAUGCUGAGCGCAUUGCCAAUCGUGAUUAUCAACCGACGGACGACGAUGUGAUUCGCGCCCGUCUACGGACUCUUGGUGUUCAAGAGUACAGAUUUAUUUUCGACCAUGUAUCUCCUUUCGACGAAAAAUUAGCCGAAGAUCGUCGAGUAAACAGACUGGAGGACAGCUAUCUCCUUUGGCGCAUUCUCCAUGCUUACCCACUUAACCCACCCGCCUCUUUUGCAUUCUUUUCACAUGAACCAUACGUUCGUUCUCGUCGACGUGCAGUCCUGAACAAGUGCGAUUUGCUACAAGCCAAGCUACAACGCGGAGUCCGUAUCCGAGAUUCGGUACCGAGUUUUGGGGAUCGAAAGAAUGACCUUCAAACAGCUACACGGUAUUUCCAACAACACUUCAAAGAAAUAUCACGGAACCAUUCACCUGUCCAGCGGCCAUUCUACGUGCAUUUGACAUCCGUAAUAGAUACGCGAUCGACGGCGGUUACUCUAGGGGCUGUUGAGGAGUCCAUUCUCCGGGAACACCUACGGCGCGCCGACCUAAUGUAG
This is a messenger RNA of Psilocybe cubensis, 1482 nucleotides long. RefSeq lists its product as uncharacterized. Bases 1 to 1482 code for a protein of 493 amino acids. The record is from RefSeq and is a predicted model, not a curated record. The transcript has 9 exons. Gene Ontology annotation, cellular component: heterotrimeric G-protein complex. Gene Ontology annotation, biological process: adenylate cyclase-modulating G protein-coupled receptor signaling pathway. Gene Ontology annotation, molecular function: G-protein beta/gamma-subunit complex binding; guanyl nucleotide binding; G protein-coupled receptor binding. Lineage: Eukaryota; Fungi; Basidiomycota; Agaricomycetes; Agaricales; Agrocybaceae.